AUGUCAGAAUUCUUAGGAUCUCGCAUCUCCCUCAUCUCCAAGAGCGACAUUCGAUAUGUCGGCGUUCUUCACGAGAUCAACUCGGACGAGUCCACCGUCUCGCUCGAGAAUGUUCGCUCUUUCGGAACCGAGGGUCGAAGGAACAGACCCGAAGAAGAGAUAGCACCUUCCGACCAGGUUUAUGACUACAUCAUUUUCCGUGGCAGCGAUGUAAAGGACUUGAGGAUCGAAGACCACCCAGGCAUCAAGGAGAACAAGCCUCCUGCUAUGCCUGAGGACCCUGCCAUCGUCAACGCUCGUCCUCGUCCCGGUCAGGGACCUAACAAUCAGCCGCUUCCCGCGCCUGGCUUCGGUCAGCCUCCGUUCCAGAACAACUUCUACCCUCCACCUGGCCCAUGGGGUCCUGCCCCUGGUCCUGGCCGCGGUGGUCCAGUUCCUGGCGCUGGGAUGGGCGGCAUGCCCUACCCCCCUCCGCCAGGAUGGUUCCCUCCCGGUCCCCCGGGCCAAGGCUUCCCUCCCGGCCCUGAACAGUGGAACAACUACAACAACUACCCUCCCGGCCCCCGUGGACCUGCAGGUCCUGGCGGACCUCACGGCCCUGGUGGUUUACCUGGUCAGGCUCCCGAGAACCAUGGCACGCCCGGUCCCCAAGAUGGAAAGCCUGUGCCGAUUGGCGCUGCUGGUGACAAGCAGAAGCCCGCCACCCCGGCCGCCCCUCAAGGCGCACCAAGCGAACCGAAGACGGCACCUCCGCCUGGGUUCCAGGCACCCGCCCCGACACCACCUGUCGACUCGAAGCCUUCUGUGGCAGAGGUCAAGGCGACUGCUGCAUCUCUGAACGCAGCUGGCCCCGCUAAGCCUGUCGAGCUUCCUGUGCCCACGGGACCGAAGAAUGUCGGUCGCGUCCAGCCUGUUAUUCCUCUGGCUGGCUCCAUGCCCAAGGCCUUCCCGGUGCCUAUGAACGAUGGCAACGCUGCGCAAUCUGCUCCCAAGGCUGCCGCGGCUCCCACCGCUGCUUCUGUGCGCGAUGCGACCGAGGCAGCCAAGGCCGCUGUCGCUUUGGCUAUGGCGAACAUGAACGCUGGCAAUGUUGCAGUUCCGGCUGUACCCCAGGGCAACGGCAAUGCGAUGGACAACUUGACUAAGAAGGUCAACGAAAUGAGGGUCAAUGCUGCCCGAACAACUCAGCCAGGAGGAGGCCGAGGCCGAGGUCGUGGCGGCCGCCAAGGUCAGGCCCAAGGCCAGGGCCAGGCCAAGGUUGACGUCCCAGAUGCGGACUUUGACUUCGCUGGAGCCAAUGCGAAGUUUAACAAGGACGAUCUGGUGAAGGAAGCGAUUGCAGGAUCGCCUCUGAACGAGACCCCUACCAACGGACCCGCAGCCGAAAUCCCUGCCCCCGAGGUCCCAGGCACAAACCCGCCGAUUGCCUAUAACAAGACCCGAUCAUUCUUCGACAACAUCUCCAGCGAGGCUAAAGAUCGGGCAGACAACAACGGUCAGAAGCCCGGCGGCCGCGAAUGGCGCGGUGAGGAACAGCGCAAGAACAUGGAGACUUUCGGACAAGGUAGUGUCGAUGGCGGAUACAGGGGCUACCGGGGCAGAGGUCGUGGCCGCGGCCGUGGCUUCAAUGGUGGUCGUGGUGGAAGAGGCAGCUACCGUGGUCGUGGUGGCCAAGUUGCCCCGUCUCCGGCCGCGAACUAG
Colletotrichum phormii is the source of this 1701-nucleotide messenger RNA. Its product is annotated as Scd6-like Sm domain-containing protein. NCBI's taxonomy places the organism in Eukaryota, Fungi, Ascomycota, Sordariomycetes, Glomerellales, Glomerellaceae. Gene Ontology annotation, biological process: P-body assembly; cytoplasmic stress granule assembly. The record is from RefSeq and is a predicted model, not a curated record. The coding region runs from base 1 to 1701 and encodes 566 amino acids. Gene Ontology annotation, molecular function: mRNA binding. Gene Ontology annotation, cellular component: P-body. The transcript has 4 exons.